This is a messenger RNA of Aspergillus pseudoviridinutans, 2295 nucleotides long. RefSeq names its product cullin culA (gene culA). Gene Ontology annotation, biological process: SCF-dependent proteasomal ubiquitin-dependent protein catabolic process; protein ubiquitination. Gene Ontology annotation, cellular component: SCF ubiquitin ligase complex. The transcript is spliced from 6 exons. The coding region runs from base 1 to 2295 and encodes 764 amino acids. NCBI's taxonomy places the organism in Eukaryota, Fungi, Ascomycota, Eurotiomycetes, Eurotiales, Aspergillaceae. Gene Ontology annotation, molecular function: ubiquitin protein ligase binding. The record is from RefSeq and is a predicted model, not a curated record.
AUGCCUCCUCUAAUGCCCCAGACUCCUCACAAGGAUGACCUUGACGAAACAUGGACAUUCCUAGAGAAGGGUAUCGACAGCGUUAUGCUAAAGCUGGAGGAGGGUGUAGAUAUGAAAACCUACAUGGCCCUGUACACCGCCGUACACAACUUUUGCACAUCACAAAAGGCAGUCAGCAACGGGCAAGGAUUACAGGCGCAUCGUGGUGCACACCUGUUGGGCGAGGAGUUAUACAAGCUACUAGGGGAGUACUUGUCACGCCACCUUGAGGCCGUGUACAGAGAGUCCCAAAGCCAUACCGAAGAAGCCUUGUUAGGGUUUUACAUUCGUGAAUGGAUUCGUUACACAACUGCUGCCAAAUAUGUCAACCACCUCUUCCGUUACCUUAACCGCCACUGGGUGAAGAGGGAGAUCGACGAGGGCAAGAAGAAUGUCUACGAUGUGUACACUUUGCACCUCGUCAAAUGGAAAGACGAUUUCUUCCUGAAGGUCCAUGAGAAGGUCAUGGAGGCCGUGUUAAAUCUGAUCGAAAAGCAACGAAACGGCGAAACCAUCGAGCAGUCGCAAAUCAAGAACAUCGUAGAUUCUUUUGUGUCUCUCGGUCUGGACGAGAAUGAUAGCACCAAGUCUACGCUCGAGGUUUACAGAGUAUACUUCGAGAAACCCUUCAUUGCUGCGACCAGAGUCUACUACGAGAAUGAAUCCCGCCAGUUCGUGGCUGAGAACAGCGUGGUAGAGUACAUGAAGAAGGCGGAGGCUCGCCUUGACGAGGAGAAGGCCCGUGUGGGCCUGUAUCUGCAUCCAGAUAUCAUGAAGCGUCUCACGGACACUUGCCUUGAUGUCUUAGUCACAGCACAUUCCGAGUUAUUGCGGGAUGAAUUCCAAGUUCUGCUAGACAAUGAGCGCCAAGAUGACCUAGCGCGAAUGUACCGACUUUUGUCGCGAAUCAAGGAUGGGUUGGACCCUCUGCGGGCAAAGUUUGAGACUCAUGUCAGAAAAGCGGGCUUGGCUGCGGUCGAGAAAGUUGCGGCGGAGGGCGAAGCGUUCGAACCCAAGAUGUAUGUGGAUGCGCUCUUACAAGUGCACACCAGGUAUCAGAACCUUGUCAAUGAGGCUUUCAACGGUGAAUCCGAGUUUGUGAGAUCCUUGGAUAACGCCUGCCGCGAGUUCGUCAACCGCAACAAGGUCUGCAAAUCCAGUUCAACGAAAUCGCCGGAGCUGCUGGCCCGAUACACCGAUUCUCUUCUGAAGAAGGGCUCAAAGGCUGCGGAGGAGUCUGAGUUGGAGGAGAUGCUCGUACAGAUCAUGACCGUAUUCAAAUACAUCGAAGACAAGGACGUUUUCCAGAAAUUCUACUCCAAGAUGCUGGCUAAGCGGCUGGUACACGUCAGCUCGGUAUCCGACGAUGCGGAGACUAGCAUGAUCAGCAAACUGAAGGAAGCCUGCGGAUUCGAAUACACCAACAAGUUGCAGCGCAUGUUCCAGGACAUCCAGAUUUCGAAAGAUCUCAAUUCCAACUACAAAGACUGGCAGGAGAAGGUUCUUGACGAAGACGAUCGGAAGAAACAAGUCGAUGCUCACUUUCAGAUUCUGGGAACUGGGUUCUGGCCACUCAAUCCACCUACAACCGGCUUUUCUGCACCACCCGAAAUCGUCAAGACUUACGAGCGAUUCCAGAGUUUCUACUAUGACAAACACAAUGGUCGAAAGCUGACUUGGCUCUGGCAGCUGUGUAAGGGCGAAGUCAAAGCAAAUUACAUUAAGAACACGAAAGUUCCGUAUACUUUCCAAGUGUCGACAUUCCAAAUGGGUAUCCUUCUCUUGUUCAAUGAGCAUGACACCUUAACCUAUUCCGAUAUCCAGAAGGCCACCAGUCUCGCCCCCGAAAUUCUCGACCCCAAUCUGGGAAUCCUGCUGAAAGCGAAGGUGCUCCUUCCAAGCCCUGAAGGAGCCAAACCCGAACCUGGAACUUCAUUCUCCCUGAAUUACAACUUCAAGAACAAGAAGAUCAAGGUCAAUCUAAACAUUCAGAUCAAAUCAGAGCAGAAGGUAGAGUCAGAUGACACCCACAAGACAAUAGAGGAGGACCGGAAAUUGCUCCUCCAGUCUGCCAUCGUUCGCAUUAUGAAGUCCCGCAAGAAGAUGAAGCACGUACAGCUCGUACAAGAGGUCAUUCAGCAGGUCAAGUCCCGCUUUCCUCCCAAGGUGCAGGAUAUCAAAAAGAAUAUCGAAGCUCUCAUGGAGAAGGACUAUAUAGAGCGGUUGGACGGGGAUGAGAUCGCUUACAUUGCGUGA